ACAUUGUUAUCCUAGUUCACAACAUCGCUCGGUGUCUCCUCCACUUUGCCAAACAAAACACAUUCACUACGUGACUUUUUCUGAGGCGAAAUCCACCCACUCCCCGCAGGACAACUCCGAAACUCCAUAAAAAAAUACAAGCAAACUCCCGGUGCCACGCCCAUUCGAUUGCAGACGCCAGAACGCCCCCCACCAGGACAACAAUGAGAGCGGAAAGGAAGGGGCAGGCAAGUGGCAGGGGAAGUGGCUGUGGCAGUGGACACAGGUGGCUCUUGGUCUCUCUGACCGUCUUGCUCCUGGUCGUCCCGCCGCAUUUGGUCGACGGCCGUUACCUGCCGACAAGGUCGCAUGGCGACGAUUUGGACAAGUUGCGUGAGCUGAUGCUGCAGAUUUUGGAGUUGAGCAAUGAGGACCCACAGCAGCAGCAACAGCAGCAGCAACACCCACAGCUGCGUCUGCACAAUGAGGCCGCCGGUGGCAACAACAACAACAACCUCGGCAGCAGCAACAACAAUCCACGCGUGUCCAACGGCAACUCCAAUGCCGCCUGGCUUCAAAAGCUGAGUGCCAUGGGCGCCCUGGAUGAGUUGGGCGGAGAUGGUGCCCGUUUCGGACCCAACUAUGGACGCUACUAAGCCAUCUGAGCCAAAAACACCUGACAACAACAACAACGACAAAGACAACAACAACGACAAUGGCAACAACUACGACAAAGGAAAAACGGAACUCGGGGAUUGGGGGAAACCAUGUUGUGAACGAGAGUGUUUGGGGUCCGGAAAAAGGGAUAGUGGCGUCCGGAAAUGUUCCCCGGAUUAAAAUCCAAUUCAAACGAAAGCAAAGUGUGUGAAAAUGGACAAAUAAAUGGAGCAAAGGAUUCUCGUGAAAAUCACUUUGAAGCACUCUGAAUGGGCUUGUGCCAUUUUCAAAUUAAAAGGGCACUCUGCCAAAUCACUUCAAAGGCUUGACAUCUUUUAUAAAAAAUAGACCUUUUUCAUUUCGUUUUAAGGAAGUAAGUUUUUAAAAUACAUAAUUUAAUUUGAAUUAUAUCAUACGAGUCUUGAAAAAUCAUUUCCAUAAAUUUAAAUCCUAUAAAUCAAAGUUAUAACAAAUGUAUUGAAAAAUCAUAUAUUCCAAAAAUUUAAAGAGGUAAACCACAUCUGAAAGUUCUUAAAAUUUGAUAAUAAAUAUUUAAGUCUUACAUUGAAUUGUGGUUAACCAAACUAUUUUCAUUUGAAAGAAACUUUUUACCUUUACCCACAUUCAUUUUAGAUUUAAUACGAAAUAAUGUCUUAAGAACAUAAACGUAAACCACACUAUCAAUUUCAACAUGGUUUCGCCCUUUUCCCCAAAAAGAAUCAAACUCAAAGGUUUUAAAUGCAAAAAGAUUAACUGAAAGUAAAUUCAGAAGAAAAAAAACUGAAAGUGGAAACUUAAAAGGACAAAAGCAGUUCCUAUGCUAGAACAAUAAUUUUUAAAUCCUUUGGGUAAACCCGAAGCGAUAAAUGUACCUAUAUGUAUGUACCUAUGUGUUGUAGAGCAACCCCGUCCCUCAGAUAAACAAAAAAAAAACAAGAAACUCUUUAAAUGUACCCCUUUAAUGGUCUAGAUUAAGUGCGGAUUUUCAACUUCUUUUUGCGCGGCCAAACACGAGACAUAAAUUAAAAGCACCAUAAAAUUGUAAAUAUUUUACCCCCCGAAAACGAAAAGCAAAACCGUCCACUCCCGCCCCACGAACAAUAAUAACUGGAGUUUUAAUGGGCCCCCAAGGCUGACCGGGGCAUAUGAAGAUAUAUACUAAAAGUGUACUGUGUAUUUAUAAAUUAUACUACUCCCAACUAACCUCCACUAGCUGCGAACGGCCUCCGCUGGAAGAUGGGCCCAAGCUUAAUGCGAUUUCGGUCGAGACUUUAUGGCCAACACAACAUGUCGAGGGAGAUAUAUACUUAUACCUAUACCUAUAUUUAUACACACUACUUAAUUCGUACCUCUAUAUAAAUGUACAUUUAAUUGUUGUUAACUUACGUUAUCGUUAUUACUUAUGUAUGGAUUCGCCGCAGAAGCAACAAUAAAAGAAAUCAUUUUCAAUGCAA
Drosophila ficusphila is the source of this 2090-nucleotide messenger RNA. RefSeq lists its product as uncharacterized. The transcript has 3 exons. NCBI's taxonomy places the organism in Eukaryota, Metazoa, Arthropoda, Insecta, Diptera, Drosophilidae. The coding region runs from base 204 to 635 and encodes 143 amino acids. The record is from RefSeq and is a predicted model, not a curated record.